AUGUCGACACCACGUGUUGUUGAAGCUCUUGACCAAGAGAAGAGGCAAUCGACAGUCAUCCAGGAUCAGGAAAUCUUGAGUCAACCAAAUCAUACAGGAGAUUUACAGGAUAAGGAGGCUCAGACUACAAUUGUCACAGCACUUGACGCCUCAUCUGUCAAUUCCACGCAAGAUGACCCGGCUGACGCACUGCCUCCUGUGCCUUUGAAAAUCAAGUUGCUGAGUAUCUUGCUGGUUUCUUGCAUCGGUUUCGGAUCGCAAUGGAGCAGCGGUGUUAGCUCUGCCAUGAAAUCGACCAUGAAGAAGGAAAUGCACAUCAACAAUACGCAAUUUUCUCUCCUCGAAGCCAGCGAGGAUUUCAUGUCUUCAGCCCUCAUUCUCCUCACUGGCAUCUUUACCGACCGUCUAGGUGGCACAGGAUGCAUUGUCUACGGCAACAUUAUCUAUACCAUUGGCUCCAUCUUCAUUGCAGGCGCUGCAGAAAUGCGCAGUUACAAGUUCAUGAUUGUGGGCAGGGUGAUAGCGAGUUUUGGAGAUAUUGCAACGCAGGUUGCGCAGUACAAGGUUUUUAGCAGUUGGUUUCCGCCCAGUGCGGGAUUUGCGAGUACGCUAGGGUUUGAGUUGGGGAUCAAGAAGAUUGGUGGCUUUGUUGGCAAGUCGACUGCUAAUAUCAUUGCCAAGAACUGUGGCUUCUCAAGCGUCUUCUGGACAAUGGUAGGCAUGAACCUCUUCACCAACCUCGGCACAAUCCUCCUUUUCCUUCUAGUACGCUACUGCUCAUCGCGCUACUCUUCCAUCGCCGACCCCUCGACCGGCGAAAAGCUCACCGAGAAAAACAAAAAUCUCGACUUUAAAAAGGUGCUAGAGAUGCCUUGGCCCUUUUGGUCCAUCAUGGCAUUCACACUUUUUCAAACCACAACCGCAAAUGUGUUUUCCCAAAACGCGACGGAGCUUGCUGAGCAGAGGUUCAAGACUUCAGCGGUCAAGGCAGGUUGGUAUACAGCAGUGUUGCAGUAUGCAGGAUUCUUCUUCGUGCCGUUGUUGGGAGUGUUUAUCGAUCUUGUAGGUCAGAGGGUUAGUGUCAUGGUGGUUUGCGGCGGUGGAUGUUUUUUGUCCAUGGCUUUGGUUUGUUGGGCGCCUUCGCUCAAGGGCACUGCUGCUGCGUUUGGGAUUUAUGCGUUUGCGUUUUCCCUUGGGCCGACUGUUAUUAUAGAUAGUGUGAGGACGUCUAUGUGGCAUCAGGGGGCUUUUGGAACGGCGUAUGGUAUCAAGAUUACCAUCAACAACGCUAUGUCCUGCAUCACACGCAUCCUCACCGGCGCAAUCCAAGACGCGGACAACAACUCCUACCACCGUGUUGUUCGGGUCUACGCCUUCUUUGGCUGUGCUUCUCUUGCCGUGUCUCUAGUCAUCCUCACAUUGUCUUUCCUCUCACCGGAUCUAGGACGCUUGCAAUACAGCCGCAAGAAGAGACUUGUUCAAGGAGCGUUCAUCCGAGAAAGACUGCAGAGGUUUGAGACGACCAUGAGACAGAGGAACAAACGCAUCUCGGUAAUUUGUUUCGGGUUCACGAUGAUGCUCAUGCUUGGGGGAUGGAGUGCUUACUUCUGGGGCGUUGCUACAGGCAAUAACAAGUGA
This is a messenger RNA of Aureobasidium melanogenum CBS 110374, 1638 nucleotides long. Its product is annotated as major facilitator superfamily transporter. The record is from RefSeq and is a predicted model, not a curated record. The coding region runs from base 1 to 1638 and encodes 545 amino acids. NCBI's taxonomy places the organism in Eukaryota, Fungi, Ascomycota, Dothideomycetes, Dothideales, Saccotheciaceae. Gene Ontology annotation, molecular function: transmembrane transporter activity. The transcript is spliced from 5 exons. Gene Ontology annotation, biological process: transmembrane transport.